Porites lobata is the source of this 3864-nucleotide messenger RNA. NCBI's taxonomy places the organism in Eukaryota, Metazoa, Cnidaria, Anthozoa, Scleractinia, Poritidae. The record is from the annotation of a GenBank genome assembly.
CCUACGGUGUUUAUGAAUUAGCCUAAAUAUUUAUUUCUUACAGAAAUUAUUUCAAGUGAAAGCGUAGAGACAACUAAUGAUGACGCCAACUUCGACGAUCAAAAACUUCACGAAGGUAAAAUGAAAGUUUCGGCUUGUAAUUAUAUGAACAUUAAUUUAAGGAUUUCCACUAUGAGAACACAUUUUAACAAAAACAAAAUGUUCAAGGCAUUAUGCACUCCCUGGACAUGACGUUUUGUUUUGUUUCUUCAGUCAACUGCUGUGAUCAUACAGCCUAAGCACACUUGUUUCCCAACCGCCGAUUACGAUCCAAGAUUGAACCUACGGUAUUCAGUAUUAAUUACCUAAAUAUUUAUUUGUUACAGAAACUGUUUCAAGUGAAAGCGUAGAAACAACUAAUGAUGACACCAACUUCGAUGCUCAACAAAUUCAGGAAGGUAAUAUGAAAUUUUCUUAUCAUCAGAUGAACAUUAUUUUAGGUAUUCGCAUUAUGGGAAGAAACAAGAUGUUCAAGGAUUUCUGCACUCCCUGGACAUGAUUUCUGUUUUGUUUCAUCCGUCAACGCCUGUGAUCAUACAGCUGUUAAAAGCACUCUUGAAAACCCCUGAUAUUAAGUUUGUCUUUUCAUUUUCCUGGGCGGUGUAACCUAAUACAAGCGAAUAAGCAAGCUACGCAGGCUAAUCAAACCACAUCACAAAAUAUCUUACAGGUUCUCUUGUGAGUGAAACAAUUGUAGCAAAUGUUUACAUGAUGGAUAUGCUCGCUCUCAGAUUGGAUCAAUCCAAUCCUGGUUCCCAGCAUCUCGCUGCGGAAUUCAACGUACCGGAAAAGGUUAAGAUGAAAUGCCAGUACAGUCGCGAAAACAGUCCAACAAAACAUAUGCUGGAGAUUAAACAGAGCGCGGAAGAUACUCAUUUCUCAGUCCAAGAUCUUAUUGAUGGACUCAGAGCCAUCUCCAGAAACGAUCUUGUGAAGAAGAUGGAAGAUUGUCAUCCUGGUAAGUUCUGUUGUGAAUUGCAGUUAGCUUAUGUACAUGUUUUGGUUACACAGGUCUCGUUGGCUUGGAAAACUACUGAGUUCACUUUGACUCCUGACAAUUUAAGUCUUUUAAUGUUAAUCGUCAAGGUUCCAAGCGUUCACACGUUCGUCGACCUACAAUUGAGACUGACCAUAAUAAUUAAGAUUUUACUUUAUUCACGUGCCUCAAACGAACUGAUUACAUCGCAUGCAUCUAGCCGUGUUUGCAACCAAUUAGAGUUCACGACCAAUGUUUGCUGAAGUGACCCAUUACUACUUUUUUUAUACUUUACGGCUGGUCAUUUCAUUCGCUUAACUCAGUAACAUAAAGAUUUCAAAGGUGUCGAAAUAUCAGGCAACCUUUUUUUGUCAAAUGAUCUGGGAAUAUCUUACUUUAACAGGCUCUGCAUCAUUACAAGAACUCCGUAGUCAGUAUCCAAUCAUUUUUGAGAACAUUUGUCUAGAUUUGGACCACCACAACAACUGGAAAGAUUUAGGGCGAAACAUCAAUAUUCCAGAUGAAACACUGCAGCAAAUCGCCACUCCCACCAGCUGUGUGAACACAGUCCUUGAGAUCCUUGAAAAGAAAAACCCCAGACUGACAGUAAAGAAGAUGCGAAAUGUCUUGAAAGGAAUGCAGAGAGAAGACGUUUGCAAUGUGCUUCAUAAGUAUCUCCAAGGUAUCCGGUUGUACUAGAGUGAAAAGUUAUGAUUUAUUAACUAGGUUAUACUGAAUUCUUAUUAACUUUCUUGCCAUCAGUUUACCGUAUUUAUUCGAAUUAACGGCCAGCUUCGAAUUAGCGCCCACCUCGAAUAAGCGCCCAUCCCAAAGGCAGAAAAAGUCAAUAAGCGCCCAGCCUCGAAUAAGCGCCCAGCCCCACCCUACCCCCCCCUCCCCCUCCCACUCAAACUCAAAUAACGGACUUCCCCGAAGACGGAGUUUUCUUAAGACAGGAGCCGAUCGGCUCCUGUCUUAAGAGUAUUUUACAGAAACUUUGCUUUGUUACAUCUUAGCGUUUUGUUAUUACCAUUUAUUGUUUUGUUGCAAAAUGAACAUACUACACUUACUGAAAAUGGUGAAAACUUAAUAAGCGCCGAGGGCAGUUAAUCGAAUAAAUACGGUAUAUACGUGUACAAACGUAACCUUGCUAACCUCAAAAUUAUAGCUUUUUUGUAUGUGACGUAACAAAAAACAAUUACUGCCGAUUUACAUGAGGGUAUUUUCUUGUGUGCUGCGUGAAAACGAAUUCUGACCAUUAGAGAGUUUUCGGUAAUCCAAGACAGUCUUGAAUUCUGGACGAUUCCACGCUGUUGUGGAUUCCGGAUUCCAAGCUCUGGAUGCCGGAUUCCUUGUCAAUGGAACUUAGAUCCUGGAAUCAAAUCGUUAAGGAGAUUUCGGAUUCCCAGAACUGAAUUCCUAGUUUUCCGGAUUCCACAAGCAUAAAUUUGCUUGAUUUUGGAACCCAGAUCAACUUACAAUGGUAAUUGCUGUCGUGACUUUGCUUUGCUCUUCCUGAUUAUAAUUAGUUCCUGUGUUCCUUAAUUUUUUUUUGUUUAUCAGCUAUCGUAAUCCUGCUUCGCUGGGAACAGGCCUUUUGAGAUGUCAACCUAUUUAGCCUGUUCGCAGCCGUACCACGGUGAACAAUCAAUACUGUAUAGUGCAUAGUUCCAGGGGUUCCCAGCAGAUAAUCAAGUACACCCGUUUAAAGAUUUUGUGAAGGAAAAUAUUCUUGUUGCCCAUCAUUUAUCUAAGGCAGCUAACAUUAUAACUGCCCUCCAAAACUGAAGAUGAUCUAGGGAUAUACGAAAAAUUUAUUUCAGUAAAACUUGCAACCGUGUAUAAUUCUCUAAAGGAUACUUUAAUUGAUCAAUUGAUUGAUUGAUUGAUGUGUAUAACUUUCCCAUUUUGCAGAUAGCGACACAAUUGCAACUCUGCUUGAAAAUAUAGAUUGUUUAGAAAAAGUAGCAAUCUUGCUGGCCGGUGAAGAAACACCAGGAAAGAAAAACUGGUUACAUUUUGCCCGUGAGCUUGGUGUCUCUAAAGAAGAAUGUGACAGUCUAAAACCAAAAGGGAACCCAAGUCCAACCAGAGCUUUAAUGAAAUACCUUGUCCAAGUUAAUCCAGACCUCACAGUCGAGAGGUUUAUGCAAGCGCUGGAAAAGAUACAACGAAAAGAUGUCGUCAGUGCCUUGAGAGAAUUAAUCAGAGGUAAUACAUGUACACAUAUUCAAUUGCGCUCGACGUAGACGUGGAUUGCCACUGUCGAGUAAUUGUUUCGUGCGUACUCACGUACAUUUUACGCGCGUAAAGCCCGAGGAAAAGAGGAAAUGUAUAAAUGUCGCGCGUUAACGAAAAAGUUGAGAGAGGUUCAACCUUUUACGUCCACGUGCAACCUUCCAUUUUUUGCCUCUAUUUCAUUUACGUGCGCAAAAUUUACGUGCGUACGCACGUAAAAAUUACGCGACAGUGGAAAUCGACCUUCAUAGUGAGAGGGGUCAAAUGUUAUUGAUUGAUCGAUGAAAAUAUCUUGGGACAAGUUUUUGGCAUCCCCGUAGAUUUUGCAGGGGCAAAUGACAUUACUAACUUGCCGGGGAAAACCCGUGAUGCGGGUACGGGGAUUGUGAUUGGUCGAUCGCACUCUGUAAUUCUUUUUAGUCAUAUAACAAGUUGUAUUUCUUUAUCAACGCCAUUCCCUUGUUUAACUGUAUGGUUUAUGAUUUGGUUUUUGUUUGUUUCUUAUUUGACGGUUUUCCUUCAUUUUUUUUUUUUGCACUGCUUCAACAGCCAAACAAGACGCGGAAGACGGUCCGAACAUUAGUUGCCCUGCAUCGAGGAACGAGUCAUGA